Aspergillus ruber CBS 135680 is the source of this 3414-nucleotide messenger RNA. RefSeq lists its product as uncharacterized. The transcript has 8 exons. The coding region runs from base 1 to 3414 and encodes 1137 amino acids. Lineage: Eukaryota; Fungi; Ascomycota; Eurotiomycetes; Eurotiales; Aspergillaceae. Gene Ontology annotation, molecular function: metal ion binding. The record is from RefSeq and is a predicted model, not a curated record.
AUGGAUCAGAAUCCAUCACAAACACCGACCAGCUUGCACCGUUCUUCCGUCGUCGCCAGCUCCCUUCCUCCCGAAUAUUGGAAUCCCCUCGAUUCACUCUAUCCCGCACCGGAUCUCCAACAACAACAGCCGCAACUUCCGCAACAGUCACAGCUGCCACAGCAACCGAGUGCUUCACAACAGCCACUAGGCAUCAGCUGGGAUCAUCCGAUUUUCCACCAGGAGCAACCACAACCACGAAACCAGAUCCCGCGCCAUCAGGAGCAGAAUCAUGGAAUCUAUUCGCCAACGCCCCAGUCAUGGCAACCCAAUCCUCUAUAUCAACCAAUAAUGCCAUCCUCCAAACCGCAGGGACUUAGCGUACAGCCGCAAUACCCUCAAGUCCACCAAUUUCCUCAGUCACAUCUUGCGUUCGAUUCACAAUCGAUUCCGUCAGGUAGCACGACUUUCGAUGCCAUUCCUUUUCCACAAGACUUCUUUCCUCCGCAACGGCUCUCCGUGCCUGAUAUUGCGACACAGCCGUCCUCACAGCAAGCGACUCCACAGCCUACACCUCCCGCUCCAUACCAAUCAAAUGCGCAACAGAAUCCCAUAAACCAGUACUCAAUCCCUUCGGGGUUCCCUGAAGAAGCUUCGCAUACCUCGAUCAAUUUCCCGAAUGGUUUCUCGGAUCCUGGCACGAAUCAGCAGACCAUCAACCCUCUAUUUCUUAAUACCCCUCACCAAUCUGGGAAUCAACAGCAUGCACCUAUCAAUGAUAACUUCCUCUAUCUAAGUCCAGCGGAUUUUGAACGGUCUAGCAAUUCGAAGCCAUUCAAUUAUUACCGGAAUGACCUUCAAGCGUCGCCCUCGAACCAACAUACCAUUGGUAAUCAAUCUAUCGCAGCUCAAUUUCCAAAGGUGGAAGUAGUUAUCAAUAACGCGCGAGCCCCAGCAGGCAAGAAGCCAUUGGCCCCUCAGAACAGAACCGCAGCUCAGAAGCAAGUGAAAACCCAGGCUAAACGAGCGGGAAAACAAACAAGUGAUGGGUCAUCCUCCGGCUCUGAAAGUGAUUCCAGUAUCGAGAUCCAACUUCCCCCUGAAGAACCCUCUCCUAUUCCACCAGUUCGUCCUAGCGAGCCGCUUGCUGCAGCACGAUAUGAUACCCUUUGGGCUGUCUGGUCGCCACGUAACAGACGACCCAACUCUGAAAAAGUCAAGAAUGCGCUGGUCGCAUUUAAGAACGUUGUCAAGGCUGUAAGAGAUACGUGGAAAGAGCGUUCUCAAGCCAUGAAGACGGCCGAGAAUAAGGGUGAAAACGACAAGGCAAUUCAAUUCAAAAACGAAGUUGUCUUUCAACGGCGCCUCAUGGACGUGGUUGUCAGUACCACUCUGGAAAUGGGCCAUCCGAUGAUUGUUGAGAAGUUGGGUGAACACCCCAUGGCCGUCUCUGCCAUGUAUUCGUUCCUGCUGGACCGUCAUCAAGCUGCCGAUGUUGACGGAACAUUGACGGUCAACAUUCUAAAGUUACUUUCUCAUUUUGUUACGGUAGAUGAGGAUGUGCUUCAAAAAACUAACGUUGCCAAAUUACUCCCCAGGUUCUCAAAGAAGGGUGGCCAAGCUGUCAAGGAGCUUACGAAGAGAAUUCUAGACAACGCUGCUUCAUCCACGAAGCGCAAACAAGGAUCUAAGGAAGACUCGCCCAGCAAAAAUACUACUCCCGAUGCUACAACCACCAAUGGGUCUCGUGUCGAAGCGGCUGGUUCAAAGCGUCCUCGAGACGGUGAGAGCAGAGAAGGAGGCGUACAGCCUGCUGCUAAACGGAUGGUCGUCACCUCGAAUACCAAGAAUCCCUCGAAACCUGGAAAUACCGGUAUCGCCAACGGUGCCACGGCCAAGCGUCCACAGGAGACAGGACCAGACGCUAAAGCAACGACUGCAACCGCUGCACGUCCCAAGGCCAACAUCAUUGCUCCCAAGCCAACCAAUCUCUUUGGAAGUUUGAGCUCUGCUAAGAAAAGACCCGGGACUUCAAAUGCAGAGAGAGCCGCAGCAGCCGCGAAGUCGAAUGUCCCUGAGAAGAAGAGAGAAGCGGCUUUACCACCUCCCAAGCCGGCAUUCUCACUUGGCGAUAUCAUGGCAGAUCUUGACAAGCCGAAAGAUCCCGGUCCUGUUGAGCCUACUGAGGAUAAGCCUCCUGAGACUGAAGAGGAGCGGAAGAAGAGGCUCCGGAAGGAAGGUCGCCGUAGGCUGCGUGUUAGUUGGAAGCCUGAUCAUUCUUUGGCUGAAGUCCGCCUCUUCACACAUGACCCUGAAGAGGAGCUUGGUCCUGGCGAUCGUCGACAGCGGCAGGCUGGCGAUGUGAAAGGCGAAGGCCGCAUCCUUAAGUUGCACAAAGACCUGGAUGAAUUGGGUGAAGAAGAUGAAGGUGGCAUCAAAGAGGAAAAUCUGCUUGGCUACCGCGAGUUGUCAGGUAUGCAAUCACUGAAACUUCCACAUCUGAUCUACGUGCUAACGAGUCUAGAAAUUGAUAACGCCGAUAUUACACCGGACGAUCGUGCCAGGAACUACAUCAAACGUGGAGGUACUCAAGAGCCAACUAGCCAGGAGAAGCAAGCCCAAGACCACCGGGAAGCUACCACGCUUAUGGUGUUCUACACCUCGCUUGCUGACAUACCACCAUCACCGAAAGAGCCACCUCCGCCCAGUGAGGAUGAGAUUAUCCCGGAGGUGCAGAUUUUUGGUGAACUGCCCGACCACGUAAAGGUUAGACAAGAACGAUACUUCGCCUACGUCAAUCCGAAACCGGCACCGGUUGCGCAGCCGGCUGCUCCAACGAACCAAUUCGAUAUCUCCAACCUGCUGAAGAUCAUCCAAAGUGCAACCCAGCAGCAACAACCGCAACAGCCAGCCCAGCCUCUUCCCACACCGCAGCCAGUCUCGCAGGCGCCUACAUCUGACCUUGAGCGGACAGUGAAUAUGUUCCGCCAGCAACAAACGCCGGCACCGCUGCCUCAAAUGCCCCAGUUCCCUAUGCCUCAGCCCGCAGCCACACAAGGCAUGGACUUUGGGAAUAUUUUUUCCAUCAUGAAUGCUCAAAAUCAGAUGCAGCCGCCGCCUGUAUUCCCUCCAGCUCCACAGUCGCAGCCUGGAAUUGCUCCAAACCUUGCCGCUAUUAUAUCCCAACUUAGCAACCAGAACCAAGGCGGUAAUCCAUCCACCCAGGUCUACGAAGAUCCAGAACGCAAGCGCAUGCGCGAGACUAGCGGGUUUGACGGCGCUGGUGAUGAUAAAUUCAACCCUUCCAAGCGUAAUCGGCCUAAUGGACCUCACAAGAAACACCCCAAGGUUGGAAUAGUCCCGUGUCGAUAUUGGAAAGAGGGAAAGUGCCUAAAGGGUGACGAUUGCACAUUCCGCCAUGACCCUCUCACUUAG